Messenger RNA from Liolophura sinensis, 1218 nucleotides. Its product is annotated as apoptosis regulator Bcl-2-like. Lineage: Eukaryota; Metazoa; Mollusca; Polyplacophora; Chitonida; Chitonidae. The transcript is spliced from 2 exons. Bases 209 to 766 code for a protein of 185 amino acids. Gene Ontology annotation, cellular component: mitochondrial outer membrane. The record is from RefSeq and is a predicted model, not a curated record. Gene Ontology annotation, biological process: extrinsic apoptotic signaling pathway in absence of ligand; regulation of apoptotic process; intrinsic apoptotic signaling pathway in response to DNA damage. Gene Ontology annotation, molecular function: BH domain binding.
CCUGAAACCUUCCACUGGUGUUAAUUGAAAGUCCGUGUUCGCCAACGGACAGAUCCCAGUUUUUGACAACUCCACUGUGAGUAUUUCUAUCCAUGUUUCGGGGCCUACUUACAGCCUUGUCGGCAUAGAUGGCGAUCAAAGGGACUCGAAGGUUUGGAUAACUCAGGGAGUCUAUUUUUCGUUGGAGAUGGACAAAUACUGAUUCAAAAUGAGUGCGUCUAGUUCGAAAAGUAUCGUGAACGACUAUAUCAACUACAGGGUGGAAAAAAGUGGACACACAUGGGAAGGCUGUCCGCCUUUGGACGAGCCGUGUAAGAUUCAUUUUACAAUGCGGACUCUUGGUGAUGAAUUUGAAGAGCGAUAUCACGAUCGUUUUGAUGAUAUGUGCGACCAACUUCAUGUUACACCGAACACAGCUUACCCCACGUUCUUAGGAGUUAUCAACGAACUGUUUGUGGAUGGUGUCAAAUGGGGGAGAAUAGUGGCUCUCUUUUCGUUCGGAGGCGCUCUUGCGGUUAGAUCCAUCGAGAAAGACAUGCCGGAGUUGGUGGACAAUAUUGUGGAAUGGGUAACCAAGUAUUUAGACAAUAAUUUAUCUCAGUGGAUUGCAAAUCAUGGGGGAUGGGAUGGGUUUGUGGAAUUUUACGAAAAUGGACCAGAAAGGAUAAAUGAGUCUCCAUGGCCAUCAUUAAAACAGAUAUGUGGUUAUGCGGCGGGAGCGAUUGGAGUGUUAACGUUGGGAGCAAUCCUUACCCAGAAGUCUUAACUACUCUGGUGUGCUGAGCUGUGGAGGGGCUGGGACAGGGCUCAGGUGUCUUUAAUAUGGGUGAUACUGACAGGUGAAAUGCUCUACCCUCUACGUAGACAGCGAUGGAUUGUCACCUACACUGUUACGUGGGAUAAUGCGGCGUCCUCUGCCCAGUGUGUGUGUGUGUGUGUGUGCGCGUGUGUUCCAGAAGGAUAAAUCUGCUCCGUUGAAGAGUACUCCGCUUGUUCGUUUCUACUGAGCUACCAGCCCUGAAGGUAAAUCAUCGUGCUCACCUGCCAAUCCUUGGUUAUACAUGUACAUGUACUGCUAUUACUAGUCAAAGUGAGGUAUUGAACUAAAAGGUACAAAAGUACUGCAUUAGACCUGAAAAGUACUGCAUUUGACCUGAAAUUUUGUCCAUGAGCAAGUAACUCAUUUUGCCUGAUUCUCUGAGAGUGUUAUUGAUCACA